AAACAAGCGUUUACAAACAAGUGGUACAAACGUUUCCAAGAGGGCCGUGAAGACGUUGAAGAUGACGAGCGCCCUGGACGCCUCAGCACAUCAACAACCGAUGACAAUGUCGAAAAAGUGAAGAAAAUGAUUAUGGACAAUUGCCGAAUCACUAUCAGAGAGGUUGCUGAUGAUGUUGGCAUAUCAUUUGGUUCAUGCCAAGCAAUUUUUUCGGAUAUUUUGGGCAUGAAAUGUGUGGCAGCAAAAUUUGUUUCGAAAUUGUUGAAUUUUGUUCGUGAAUUUUUGUCCAAAAACAACACCGUUAUGAUGCCUCAGCCUCCGUAUUCACCGGACAUGGCCCCCUAUGACUUCUUCCUAUUCCCGGAGCUGAAAGAAACCAUGAAAGGACGACGUUUUGCCAACAUUGAAAAGAUAAAGACAGAAUCGCUGAAGGAGCUAAAUGCCAUACUGAAAAUUGCGUUUCAGAAGUGCUUCGAAGAUUGGAAAAAGCGCUGGCACAAAUGUAUAUCUGGGGAGUACUUUGAAGAGGAGAAAAUUAAUAUCGACGAAUAAAUAUUUUUUGUGAAAAACUCUUUGUAUUGUUUGAUCAAACCUCGUGUAACUCUUGAUCUACACUGAGAAAAGCAAGCAAUUAGUACUAUGUACACACGCAAGGUGUACAAUUUAAAUCAAACAUCUUCAAUCAAUUUAAAACAAUUUGAAUCAAACAUCUUUGGGCAAGUAAGAGUUUAACGCAGAUGGAGGGAAUAUUUAAACCAAAUGUUGGGAGCAUAAUAACAGUUAAAUCGACAAAAUCGAUCGCGGUUACCUGCCUUCAAGGAAAUAUUGUAUCGAAUGAAUAAAUUACGCGUUAAUACAACAAUAAGUUGCGUUGAUAUAAUUGAUACCGAUCAAAUCGCAAUCAUUGAAUCGAUUGAUAUGACUCAUUACAGCAACUAUAUAAUUCAUUCGAUCGAUUAAACGUUAGCUCGGAUUUUGUUGGUUCAAGCAAGGUCCCAUUAAGUCAACCACUUUUCUUUCUCAGUGUAAUAAAUGUUCAGGCAUCCCUCCAUGACGCUGUGUGUACGUCUCUAUCGUAUUUUCGACGAAACAACGACCUACACACACUUACGUGUCGAUGCUACCGUUUGGCUCAUGCCGUUAUUUCGUCCAAUAUAUACCUCGGUUAGUUUCCAUAAAUACACGAGAAAGGACAGUUCAAUUAGGUAACUAGUUACGCGUCAAAGAACACGUUUGCCCAUAUAUAUCACGUUUGACCCGUUAUAUCGAGAGCAACAUCAGCCAGAUAGUUGGCUGGACGGGACAAUGUAAUCGAACGGCUAUAAAUGUUGUAAUCGACGUGGAGUAUAACGAGGGACCUUGUGCCUCGAGGAAAGUGGGUGAUAUGAUUCUACAUGCUACGCGGUUAAGCCGCAAUGAUGGAUAUAGUCGUGCUAUUUCCAUCGAGAGCCGGUACAGGCCGGCAUAUUAUAUUUUCAAUUGCUUAGCGCUAAAUGCGGACAAAGGAACAUCGACGUAACAGAUAAGUUUCCUCGUGGCUUCUAGAGCUGCUUUGAUUUCCCACGAUCACACGUCAUUUCCACUUACGCGGCUCGAAAUUGCUUGAAUCACCUGAGCCGCGUCGCCUCCCCUUUGUCGAAUCUUAAUCCUUUGCGAGUCAAUGCCGCGAGGAACAAAAAUAAAAAUAGGAAACCUUUCCUUGCGAGAGGAAUAUCCUCCUCGCUAGGGUGCGAGUAAAUGUUUGCUUAUAAUGAAUAGACAAAAAUAGCAAGUAACGCUACAUUUAGCGUUCUUAUAUAUGAAUGAUUGUGAAGUCAACGAAUUUACGCCAAGUUGCUGAAUAAAUAAUUCCACACUCUGUAAAGUUGCGUGUAUGCAUGCGCGUGCAUGUAACGCUCUAACACACUUUACUCAUUCGCGUACCAUCAAAAAAGAUCUUUUCUCGAAAAAGAAAAGAUG
This is a messenger RNA of Odontomachus brunneus, 1959 nucleotides long. RefSeq lists its product as uncharacterized. The record is from RefSeq and is a predicted model, not a curated record. Gene Ontology annotation, molecular function: nucleic acid binding. Lineage: Eukaryota; Metazoa; Arthropoda; Insecta; Hymenoptera; Formicidae. The annotation marks the transcript as partial. The transcript has a single exon.